Molecule: messenger RNA, 651 nt
Organism: Daldinia caldariorum
Lineage: Eukaryota; Fungi; Ascomycota; Sordariomycetes; Xylariales; Hypoxylaceae
Exons: 2
Coding region: 1-651 (216 amino acids)
Source: RefSeq, a predicted model, not a curated record
AUGCGCAUCUCUCUCUUCAAAGCUGCUACUUUCGCCCUCCUCGGGCUCGGCAACGUCUUCCCCGGCGUACUGGGUGCCCCGACUUCCAACGCAGUCGAAGAGCGCUCCAACAACCUGGUAGCCAGGACCAAGGCAGUCCCUGAUAUCACCAAGCAAGGAUACCAUGUCGACGAAGGCACGGGUUUCCCGAGGAAGAAGACCUACAAGGUCACCACCAACCACUACAGCGGUGCACUCGACCUGAUCCGAGUCGAGCCUUCCGGCAAACUGGUCGCCAUUCUGGACGCCAACAACGACGCGGACGAGACACCCAACCGUGCUAAGCUCCGCGACAUCGUGAUGUACGUGUACACGGUAAAGGGCCAGCAGCCGGCGAGCGGAAUCCAGCGGGUGCGCUUCGAGGUGGUCGUAGAGAAGACCACCAACGCCGCCAUCAAGGCCGCGUACCACAAGUUGGACAAGACUACUGGAGACUUCACCGUCAAGGCUAGCGACCACGGCAAGGAGAAGGAAGUGUUCGACAGCCUGUCCAAAACGCCCUUCGGCAAGAUCGCCAGCAGCUACCACACCGACUACAGCGCCGGCCAGAUCAAGGAGAUUAAGAUCGAGGACAGCCCUACCCGCCCCACCAUGGAGAUCCACCUUGGCUAA